Molecule: messenger RNA, 2031 nt
Organism: Neodiprion virginianus
Lineage: Eukaryota; Metazoa; Arthropoda; Insecta; Hymenoptera; Diprionidae
Gene: CCT1
Product: T-complex protein 1 subunit alpha
Exons: 10
Coding region: 119-1792 (557 amino acids)
Biological process (GO): protein folding
Cellular component (GO): chaperonin-containing T-complex
Molecular function (GO): ATP binding; ATP-dependent protein folding chaperone; ATP hydrolysis activity
Source: RefSeq, a predicted model, not a curated record
AUUAUCAUUAUUCCAUGGAGUCACACACGCGAUUUUGACCGACCUCACCCACGUUCGGCAGCUCUUUUUCUAUCGAAGUAAAGCAACAACUCGUUAGUCCGUGUGUUAAACCGUGAAAAUGUCUACGUUAGCAAGUCCUCUUUCCGUUGGCGGCACAAGACAAUCUGGUGCUCCAGUUCGCACGCAAAAUGUUAUGGCAGCAUGUGCCAUCGCUAACAUCGUAAAGAGUUCCUUGGGACCUGUUGGCUUAGACAAAAUGCUCGUCGAUGAUAUCGGUGAUGUAACUGUUACCAACGACGGAGCUACUAUACUGCGUCUCCUUGAAGUCGAACAUCCAGCCGCUCGCGUAUUGGUGGAACUGGCACAACUUCAAGAUGACGAAGUUGGUGAUGGAACAACAUCUGUUGUAAUUAUUGCUGCAGAACUAUUGAAGAAUGCCGAUGAACUAGUUAAGCAAAAGAUUCAUCCGACUUCUGUGAUUAGCGGAUAUCGUCUUGCAUGCAAAGAAGCGUGUAAGUAUAUUCAAGAACACUUGACUAUCGGAGUUGAUGAGCUCGGCAGAGACUGUCUGGUCAAUGUAGCCAAGACGUCAAUGUCAAGUAAGAUUAUCGGGGCUGAUGCGGACUUUUUUGCUAAUAUGGUCGUGGAUGCAGCGAAUGCUGUGAAAAUCCAUGAUAACAGAGGAGUAGCCUUGUAUCCAGUGAAAGCUGUUAAUGUGUUAAAAGCUCAUGGAAAGAGUGCACGCGAGUCUAUCCUUGUGCCCGGUUAUGCUUUAAAUUGUACAGUGGCAUCACAAGCGAUGCCCAAGAAGAUAGUUAAUGCAAAAAUUGCAUGCCUAGACUUUUCGCUUCAGAAAGCCAAAAUGAAGUUGGGAGUUGAAGUACUGAUCACUGAUCCUGAAAAAUUGGAGGGCGUUCGUCAACGUGAAUCUGAUAUCACCAAGGAACGUAUCCAAAAAAUCCUUUCUGUUGGCACUAACGUUGUUCUCGUUAGUGGCGGCAUCGACGACCUCUGUCUUAAGUAUUUUGUCGAAGCUGGUGCAUUGGCAGUUCGUAGGUGUAAAAAAGCUGAUUUGAAACGAAUCGCCAAAGCAACUGGUGCUCACUUCCUUACGUCUUUGACGAAUAUGGAAGGAGAGGAAAGCUUUGAUGCCAACUUCUUAGGCGAGGCUGCAGAAGUUGUUCAAGAAAAUGUUUGUGACGAUGAGCUGAUCCUUAUUAAAGGCCCAAAAGCCCGUACAGCAGCUUCCGUGAUUUUGCGUGGUCCGAACGACUUCUAUUGUGAUGAAAUGGAACGAUCUGUGCAUGAUGCACUAUGUGUCGUGAAGAGAGUACUCGAAAGCAAAUCGGUAGUGGCUGGUGGUGGUUGCGUUGAAGCUGCCUUGUCAAUCUAUCUUGAAAACUUUGCAACGUCUUUGAGUUCCAGAGAACAGCUGGCCAUUGCAGAAUUUGCUCGAUCUCUCCUGGUUAUACCAAAAACAUUAGCCGUCAAUGCUGCACAAGAUGCAACAGACCUUGUUGCUAAAUUGAGAGCAUAUCAUAAUUCUAGCCAGACCAAGGCUGAUAACGCCCAUCUUAAAUGGGUUGGCCUUGAUCUGAUUGAAGGUGUUGUCAAGGACAACAAAAAAGCAGGCGUACUGGAGCCAGCAGUAUCUAAGAUAAAAUCUUUGAAGUUUGCGACUGAAGCAGCAAUUACUAUUCUGCGAAUUGACGACAUGAUCAAAUUAGACCCGGAGCGAAGCAAUGAUAGAUCCUACCAGGACGCAAUGGCUGCCGGUGAUCUAGACGGAUAAGAGUGAAUGUUAUUUAAGCUUUCUUGUUUUCAUUUCAACUUCUCAUUGAAUUAUUGAGCAGGACUUCUUAACGUCACAUGGACACGCAUAAUUUAAUUAACGUAACUAUCACGUAAUUAAUUAGGGUAACGUUGUACCGGAGACGUACAUUGUCACACAUUCAUUUUUUAAGUUAAUAAAAAAUAACCGAUUUGCUAACAACAACGAUAAAGUUGAUAAAUAAAGCUUUAUAAAACAAA